AUGAAAGAAGAAAGAAAGUGGGAGGAUAUGCCGAGAGAUUGUUUGAUCAAUGUGUUUGGAAAAGCGGGCAUGCAGUCACUGUUGUUGGGUGUGCCUUUUGUGUGCAAGUCAUGGCAUGAAGCCAGCCUUAAUCCUUUGUGCUGGACGAGUCUUAUUUUUCCUAAAAUUGAUGAAUAUUAUUGGUAUGUUCCCAAUGAUUCAUUUCAAGGAAGAUUGAUGGAUACACAUAUAAUUGAGGAAUUCUCUGCUACUGCAUUCAUAAAGUCCAUAGUGGAUCAAAGCCAUGGAAAUGCUACUACACUUAAUCUCCCAGAACCCUGUUCAGAUGAGGCACUGGAGUAUGUUGCAGACAAGUGUCCUGGCUUACAGGCAGUGGGUCUACCUUCCUUCUCAGGCUUUGGGCAGUCACUCAUGAUUCAAGAACUGAUAGGGAAGUUCAAGAAUUUGGUGUACUUGACACUUUUUCGUUCACAUAAUUUAAAGGAAGUCCUUGCCCAGGUCAGCCUCAACUGCCAGAAUGAGGAAGAUGAGGCUUUGGCUAUUGUCACUCUACUUCCAAAGAUUGCACACCUGUUUCUUGAAGGGGCAUCUAUCGAACGAAAGAAUUUAGUGACAAUUCUGCAAGGCUGCCAUCAACUUGUCUAUUUAGAUGUGAGUGACUGCAUAGGCUUUGAUGAGGAUGAUGAUGAGAUAUUGGAGCUAGCUUCGUCUAUCACUGCAUUCAAGUGUAAGGGCUCAAGACUUUAUUAUGACUCUGAUGAAGACUUUCGUUUCAAUGAUUAUGACCCACUUAUAUCAAAUGGUUACUGCUCUGACUCAGUGUUGGAAUGUAUUGGUAUUGUGCCUAGGAUUUGA
This is a messenger RNA of Theobroma umbraticum, 855 nucleotides long. The record is from RefSeq and is a predicted model, not a curated record. Lineage: Eukaryota; Viridiplantae; Streptophyta; Magnoliopsida; Malvales; Malvaceae.